AUGGGCCUGGCCGCUGUGGCCUGCUUCCGGAGAUGCUGUGAGGGUCUCUUCGCCUCGCAGGAGCAGUUCUUCCAGGAGCUCUUCGAGGGCGAGCUGGCCUCGCAGGCCACGGCGGAGUUCGAGCAGGCCAUGCGCGACCUGGCCCAGGAGGAGCCCCACCUGGUCGAGCAGUUCCAGAAGCUCUCCGAGGCCGCCGGCAGAGUCGGGAGUGACCCCACGUCCCAGCAAGAGUUCACUUCCUGUCUGAAGGAGACCCUCAGCGGCUUAGCCAAGAAUGCCAACGACUUGCAGAACUCGACAGUGGCGGAGGACGAGCUGGCCAAGACGAUGGAAGGGCUGGGCCUGGAGGACGGGGGGGAGGGCGACGGCAGCCUCCUCCCCCUCAUGCAGAGCAUCAUGCGGAACCUCCUCUCCAAGGACGUGCUCUACCCCUCCCUCCAGGAGAUCACCCACCAGUACCCAGAGUGGCUCCACAGCCACCGGGAGUCCUUGCCCAAGGAGCAGUACGACAAGUACCGGGAGCAGCACAGCCUCAUGGGCAAGAUCUGCGAGCAGUUUGAGGCGGAGCGGCCCACGGACGGCGACACGGAGCAGAAGGCCCGCUUCGAGCUGGUCUUGGACCUGAUGCAGCAGCUUCAAGACCUGGGCCACCCUCCCAAGGAGCUGGCUGGGGAAUCGCCACCUGGCCUGAACUUUGACCUUGAAGGACUGAAUCUGCCCGAUGCGGCCAGCGCCGGAGGAGACCAGUGCCGGAUCAUGUGACCAUCUCCCACG
Molecule: messenger RNA, 774 nt
Organism: Gekko japonicus
Lineage: Eukaryota; Metazoa; Chordata; Lepidosauria; Squamata; Gekkonidae
Gene: PEX19
Product: peroxisomal biogenesis factor 19
Exons: 7
Coding region: 1-762 (253 amino acids)
Biological process (GO): protein import into peroxisome membrane
Cellular component (GO): peroxisomal membrane; peroxisome
Source: RefSeq, a predicted model, not a curated record